GAAGGAGGGGCGGCGCUGCGCUGCGCUGGAGGCGACGGUGAAGACAUGUUGGAGGUCCGUCAACGUCAUGAUGUUGUGGUUAAACAGAGCCAGGAAAGCAACGAAGCGGCUGGAGAUGCUGCUGACCGAGUCGACGAUCGAACUGGGGACAGGGAGAUGUCGGCCGAGACGCUGACUGUUUUCUUGAAGUUGUGCGCGGCGGUUUUUUACGGAGUUAGCUCCUUUUUUAUCGUGGUGGUGAACAAGAGCGUCCUAACCAGCUACAGAUUUCCGUCAAUAUUAUUUGUGGGCAUUGGUCAGAUGUUCGCAACGGUCACUCUGCUGUGGGUGGGUAAGGCAUGCAAGGUGGUGAAGUUUCCUGGCCUGGAUUACAGUAUGCCGCGGAAGGUGUUUCCACUACCUCUGUUAUACCUGGGGAACCAAAUUACAGGAUUGCUGGGCACUAAGAAACUGAAUCUUCCAAUGUUUACAGUUUUAAGGAGGUUUUCCAUUCUGUUUACAAUGAUAGCAGAAAGUUUGUUACUCAAUAAGAACUUCUCUCGAUCUGUUCAGUUGACUGUCUUUGCAAUGAUACUUGGUGCGUUUAUUGCUGCCAGUUCUGACAUGGCAUUUGACUCGUUUGGAUAUGGAUAUAUUCUUACAAAUAAUGUGUUAACAGCUGCGAAUGGAGCUUAUGUAAAGCAAAAAUUGGAGUCAAAAGAACUGGGUAAAUAUGGACUACUUUAUUACAAUGCCCUUUUUAUGAUUCUGCCUUCUUUGGUCAUUGCAUACUUCACAGGCGAUCUUCAAAAGGCAGUUAAUUUUGAAGGUUGGUCAAAUACCAUAUUUGUGAUGCAGUUCUUGCUGUCCUGCAUAAUGGGGUUUAUUCUCAUGUUUUCUACCGUAUUGUGCACUCAGUAUAAUUCUGCACUUACUACCACAAUUGUUGGCUGUGUUAAGAAUAUAUUGGUGACUUAUAUUGGCAUGUUUCUUGGUGGCGAUUAUGUAUUCACAUGGACCAAUUUCAUUGGAUUAAAUAUUAGUAUUGCUGGAAGUUUGGUGUACUCUUACAUUACGUUCACAGAGGAGCAGUCGGUCAAGACACCAGGAAAUGGCGGCAGUGUGGACAUCAAGGGAAAAGUAGCUGUAUGAACAGAAAAGUUGCCGGAGAUAUCUAGUUUUUGUGCUGUAUUGAUUUGUCUUUUUAUAUUUAAAAACAAAUGGUGUUAUAAAUCUGUGAUCAUCUAACAAAGAAAUUGUACGUGAUCAUGCAGUUUUGGUACACUGAUAUUCACAGGAUGAAAAAAAUUGUCAAAGCAUUAAAAGCCCCUUUUUUAGUAAAACAUUAGAGUAUUUGGAGGCAUUGCCACUGUUUGCUCUUCACCUCCAAUCUAAAACUUAAAAACAAACAGUCCCAACUCAAUAUUUUAAUCAAGGUUUUAAAUUGUAUGUGGUGUGCCUCUUAAGUGUACCAUGUGCAGAUCCAAGAUUUGAUUACUGUACUUUCUGGUAACCACCUUCACGAGUUUCUUUGCUCACCAGUUCUUGGCAUCUUUUUGAUUUCUCCAUCCACAAACAUAAAUUGUAAACUAGGGAUUUCAUGAGCAAUGAAUACUGAAUUUUAGUCUGCUUUGGUCCUCUAGUGUUAGGUAAAUUACGUGUUUUUUUAACAGGAGGCCACUGUUUAAGAAACCUGUGCAAAGUGUGCUCCUUUGAAUAGGAACACGUUCAAUGGUUCUACCUUUUCCAGUUUCUCAUUGCGAAAGUGAGUUUAGGGAGUAAGAAUAUUGAAACAAAUCUGCCAUUUCAGUAUAAUGUUUACAUGCAUGCAAAGGAAUACGUGAAAUGAUUUUUACUUGUGAAGAAUUACCAGUACCAAUAUCCCAUUAAUCUUUAAGUUAUUGAUAUAUUUUUACGUGGGCUGUUAAAUGACAAUUUAUAAUUGAAAAUAAUACUGAACUGAGGGAAGUAGAUGCAAAACUUAAGAGAUUCUGUAAUUGGGUUGAAUUUUUAAAAUCUUAUUGUAUGAAUUUGAAUCAUUUCAGCAGUUUUCCAGCUAUUAAUGGGUCAUGUAUUGUUGGGUCUGUGGAGCCAUUUAAAAUAAUUGUGUCAAACAGGUCUCGAGAAUUUGGUGACUUUUUUUAAAACUUGAAGAUUACAAAUCUGGUUCAGAUUAAAAAAUGAUAGGGCAAGUGAGAGUCAUUUAAUAUCUAUCUUUCUUCAGUUCUCUACUUUCGUAGAUCUAUUUAAUAUAUUAACUUAAUAAACACUUUAGUCUAAAUCCAGAUGUACCAGAAUGUAUGGUAGUUCUGCCAUCCAGCAACUUGUCAGAUCUGUAUGUGUUGUGCUUAUGAUGAGCUAAUUUCUUUGUGUAUGUGAAGUGUAAAAUUGAGGGCUCCAAUGAAUUAUAAUAUACUUAAGUGCACUGUGCACUGCUUUAAUGAUUUUCCCAAAAUAUUUAGUUUUCUGAAAAGUGUUCUGGCAGAAUAGGUCAUCCAGUGAUAUUUGUUAAUUGUAAUUUUGUGAAUGUAGUUGAGUGAGUGAAAUUGAUGAUCAUACAUAUUUACAGGUUAAGUAGGUCCUAUGGACUUAAGAAUCUGCACUGCCCAGACAUUAUGAUGACUCCAGUGACAAUGUGGCAACAUUUGCUUUUGUGCAGCACUAAAUGUGCGUAUGAAUUAGUACAAGAAAACUCCUUGUAGAGCUUUCUUGGAGUCUGCCAAGAUGUUACUUAUUUAGUGGCUGGUUUCAGAAAUGCUGCUUUUAGUACUUAAAAUCAGAUGCUGGUCUUGAUGAUCUGUAAACAAGUUGCAUAGUUCAAUGUUGUAAACACUGAAGUGCCUAGAUAUUGGUUAGUGCUGACUUAUGAACACUUUUAAUAUGUGCAUUUAACCCAUCUGAACUUAGAUGCAUUUUUAGUUCUGAUUUCUAAAUAUUUUAUAAUUUAGAAACAAAUUGGGUUAGAAAUAGGUUUUGCUAUUGCGUGUUCUCAUGAUUCUACAUUUUUUAAUGUUUUAUGAUUUUUGUCAUUUGAAAUUUGCUUGACAGAUAUAUUUUGUAAUACAGUUUUAAUAGCUAUGAUUUGGGUAACUGUUGAAGCCUUUUGAGAACUUAAGCAUUUACAUUCUGUAGCUAUUAUCAUAUGAAUACAGAUGGGCAAAAAAAACUACUCCCAUAAUUUAAAUUUAAUUGGUGAUAUUUUUUCAUUAAAAUUCACAAAAUAACCAAGAUUAAUUUUGAAAUGUAGCAAUACUUAUUUCAAAUUUUGUGGGAUGUGGGCAAAACUGGUGCCCUUGAAGAAAAGCAGUAUCUUUUAGAUGACAGUGCAUAAUUAUGUAGCAGUUAAUUUUAAAUUCAACUGCACCAGUAGUUGACUAGAAUCACUUUGGGUCUUUUUAUGAGACUUUUAUCCAACCCAGAGAUAGUAAGAGCUGAUGAUGGGGUCCGAGAUAAGUGUGGAGCUGGAGGAACACGGCAGGCCAGGCAGCAUUGGAGGAACAGGAAAGUUGAAGUUUUGGGUUGGGACCCUUCUUCAGAAAUGGGGAGAGGGAAGAGAGCUGGGAAAUAGGGGCUGAGGAAGGUGAUAGGUGAGGGCAGAUAGGUGGGGAUGAGAGGGAGGGUUGGACGUGGGAUGAGGCUGAGGGUAGAAAGAGUUUUAAACUGGUGAAUUCCAUAUUUAGGCCACUGGGCUGUAGGUUCCUAAGGCGGAAUGUGAGGUGUUGCUCCUGUAGUUUGCGGGUGGGCUUGCUGUGACACCGGGCCUCCUCUCCAUAUACCUGCCCCAUCAUGAAUUUCAAUAAAAUUGAAACUUUGUUCUGUGACUUAAGGCUCUGGUUCAUCAGCAUUAAAAAAAGUUGUUUAUACUAUUUUAGCUGUUGGGACUAUAAUUAGAUCAUUGCCUGUGAAAGAUGAGUCUGUCUUCUAUUUAGAACAAGUACUAUUGGUUUGCUGUCAGCAGCCAAAUGUCUAAUAGAGAGAUGUGUAGCUCUGAAGAAAGAACAAUUUUUUUUAAGCCAAAUUCAUUUUGCUAUAAUUUAAACCUUUUUAUAAUUUAUCUAUUGCACCAUUUGAUGUUGUAAACAAGGUCACAGAACCUUUGCUGUCUUUAAAAUUAGAUUAGAUUCCCUAGAGUGUGGAAACAGGCCCUUCGGCCCAACAAGCCCACAUCACCACUUGAAGCAUCCCACCCAGACCCAUCCCCCUAUAACCCACACACCCCUGAACACUACAGGCAAUUUAGCAUGGCUGAUCCACCUAACGUGCACAUCUUUGGAUUGUGGGAGGAAACUGGAGCACCCGGAGGAAACGCAUGCAAACACGGGGAGAAUGUGCAAACUCCACACAGACAGUCACCCGAGGCUGAAACUGAACCCAGGUCCCUGGUGCUGAGAGCCACCAUGCUGUCCAAAGUUUUAAGUUUUAAAAGUUCCCAAUUUGGCAUUGGUGAGAAUGAACUAAUCUAGGACAUGAGGGGUUUAGGAUAAAUAAUUAAGCUUGAUACAUUUGAAAGACUUAACGCUUUGUUGUAAACUUCCUAGGAUUAGAAAUGGAGGGAAUAACUUCAGUUUGUUUUUUGUGAUGUAGAUUUUAACAUUUGCAACAAGUACUGCUAAUUAAGUGCUGCCAAUAAAUGCAAAGACAAUGUCUGCAAUAAAGCUUUUUUUAAUAUUCAGACAGGCUGAAAGUUUUAAAAUUAUGCACACAUGGUUCAAAUGCUGUCUUUGCAAGCUAUAAAAUUGAUUUACCAUCAGUAUUAGAAAUGAACUGCAAAUAUUUUUAAUUAAAUUGCAUGCUAUUGAUGUAUUUCAGUAUUAGAAUCCAUUCUUUAGCACCCACGACUUAUAAAUAGUGACCACAUAAGAUCCAAGCCGAGUAAUCAUGAAUUUAUUGGCGUAUUCUAAGCAUUGUUGCUGUUUACAGGAUUUUAGUAAUUUGUGGAUCUGUCAAUAAAUCAGAUCCCGUUAGUUUACACUAGAUAUACAUGUUUUUCUUUUUACAAAGCAUAAUGUACCAACUACCGCAUUAUUUAACUGCCACUUUAUUGAAAGUGAUCAAUGCACAGGCAAAGUGCUAGUGUAAGGAUGUGGUAGAAAUGGUGAUUAUAAUGGAUUAUUUUGUAAUGCAGAGAAAUUAUGAAAUAUUUCCAAAUGAUGUAUUCUUCUAAUGAUAAAUUUUUAUCCAAAAAUAUUAAAAUGAGCCUGAAAGGCAAUUGUGUAAAAGUGCAGAAUUUUAAUAAAAUUGUGCAAUCUUCGAGUAAUCACCAGUUGAUGGAUCUUCUUAUAUUUCUAUCAAAAUAAAUUUCUUGCAACCAGCCUGAAUACCUUUUUUUUGGUAACUGUUAGAUUUGUGUGUUGCUAACUCAUUUUGGUCAUUAUUUAAACCAGUCUAAAAUUAGGCUAAGAACACUGAAAUUGCAAAUUCAAUCCAUUAUAUACAGACAUAAGUAAAUGGUUUCACCUGUAUUAUGUUAAAACUUGUUCCUGUCUUUACAUAUGCCAUUCUCCUAAAUUAAUCUUGAAGAUUUAUGGGGGUUGUUGGCAUUGUGGUAAUGUUAGUGGACUUGGAAAUCAGUAAACCUAGAAUCAAAAGCUUGCCUAAACGAUGGUGAACCUUAAAAUAAAGAAUUAUUCUUAAAAACAGA
Messenger RNA from Stegostoma tigrinum, 5620 nucleotides. It is a transcript of the gene slc35d1a, whose product is annotated as solute carrier family 35 member D1a. Bases 46 to 1131 code for a protein of 361 amino acids. Gene Ontology annotation, molecular function: antiporter activity; GDP-fucose transmembrane transporter activity. The record is from RefSeq and is a predicted model, not a curated record. The transcript is spliced from 12 exons. NCBI's taxonomy places the organism in Eukaryota, Metazoa, Chordata, Chondrichthyes, Orectolobiformes, Stegostomatidae. Gene Ontology annotation, cellular component: Golgi apparatus.